Molecule: messenger RNA, 4417 nt
Organism: Hypomesus transpacificus
Lineage: Eukaryota; Metazoa; Chordata; Actinopteri; Osmeriformes; Osmeridae
Gene: prkd3
Product: protein kinase D3
Exons: 18
Coding region: 194-2860 (888 amino acids)
Biological process (GO): protein phosphorylation
Molecular function (GO): ATP binding; protein serine/threonine kinase activity
Source: RefSeq, a predicted model, not a curated record
AUUUUUCCUGGAAAGAAAUGUCGGUUUGAUUGAUUGGAGAAAAAGACCAUUGCCUUUGAUGCUCUCUGGACAUCUUCCUUUUACUGAGUACCAACUAUUUCAUAGUGGUACAAUAGUGCCUUCUUUAGCGAAGCAUCACUGACAUAUUUGUCUGAAUUAUAUUGCAGUAAAGAGUAUAAUUGGAACAAACCUAAUGUCUGCCUGUAGCAGCUCCUCUCCUCCGUCCUUCCCAAGAGCUUACCUCCUUUCACAUCACCCAGUUGCGCCACCGACCCCGUCCCCAAGCCCGCCAGCACCGAUUUACAGCCGACUGUCAAACGGCAGUCACAGCGCGCCAAGUCCCACUAACUCCCGCAGUUCAUUCCACGGAUUGUCGUUUCUUCUUCAAAUUGGCCUCACCAGGGAGACGGUUAACCUGGAGGCAAAUGACCUGUCGCUGUCUGCUGUGAAAGAUCUUGUCUGCUCCAUAGUCGACCAAAAGUUUCCUGAGUGCGGCUUCUUCGGCAUGUACGACAAGAUCCUGUUCUUCCGCCAUGACCUGACCUCUGAGAACAUCCUCCAGAGGCUGAUGUCAGUGGAGGAGAUCCAUGAGGGGGAUUUGAUAGAGGUGGUCCUCUCUGCUCUAGCCACCGUUGAAGACUUCCAGAUCCGCCCCCACGCCCUCUACGUCCACUCUUACAAGGCCCCCACAUUCUGCGACUACUGUGGUGAGAUGCUCUGGGGUCUCGUCAGGCAGGGCCUCAAAUGUGAAGGAUGUGGCCUGAACUACCAUAAGCGCUGUGCCUUCAAGAUCCCCAACAACUGUAGCGGGGUGAGGAAGAGACGUCUGUCCAAUGUGUCUUUACCUGGACCCUCCCUCUCCAUUCCUCGGCCUAUCCCCACUGAGAAUGCUGUUGUCGUCCUGGAGGAGCAACGUUCCCACCAAGAGGCAGGGAAGCGGAUCCUGUCCUGGAGUGGCCGGCCUAUCUGGAUGGAGAAGCUGGUUCUGGGCAGGGUCAAGGUGCCACACACCUUCGCCAUCCACACCUACACACGCCCCACAAUCUGCCAGUACUGCAAACGCCUGCUCAAAGGCCUCUUCAGACAGGGCAUGCAGUGCAAAGAUUGUAGAUUCAACUGCCAUAAGCGGUGUGCAUCAAAGGUACCUAAAGAGUGCUUGGGUGAAGUUUUCUUCAAUGGAGAGCCCGCCAGCCCAGGGCCAGACUCCGACAGCACCAUGGAGGUAGACAGCAGUGAUGUGGACAGUGGGCGUGGUCUGGAUGACUCAGAGGAACCUUCCACUCCAGAUGAGAAGAUGUUCUACAUGGACUCUCCGUUCCUGGACAAGGAGAAGGACGAAGAACCCAUCAAGACCAUCAGCCCCUCCACCAGCAGCAACAUCCCCCUGAUGCGGGUGGUCCAGUCCAUCAAACACUGCAAGAGACGCAGCUCCACAGUGGUGAGGGAGGGCUGGAUGGUCCACUACACCAGCAGAGACAACCUGAGGAAGAGACAUUACUGGAGGCUGGACAGUAAGAGCUUGAGUCUGUUCCAGAACGACACCGGGGCCAAGUUCUACAAGGAGAUCCCUCUAUCAGAGAUCCUCCAGGUGGAGCAGGCCAGAGACUAUAACAGCCUGGCCCAGGGCAGCAACCUGCACUGCUUUGAGAUCCUCACCUCCACCAUGGUGUACUAUGUAGGGGAGAACAACGGUGGCCUGUACCACAGCCCGGCGCUGGCAGCCUCCGGCGUGGGUGUGGAGGUGGCGCAGGGCUGGGAGAAGGCCAUCCGGCAGGCCCUAAUGCCUGUCACGCCCCAGCCCAGCCUGGCAACUGCCGCUGGGCAUGGCAAGGAUCACAAAGAGUUGUCAAUCAGCAUAUCUGUAUCCAACUGCCAGAUACAGGAGAAUGUGGAUAUCAGUUCUGUCUACCAGAUCUUUUCAGAUGAGGUGCUGGGGUCAGGCCAGUUUGGAAUUGUGUAUGGAGGAAAACACAGGAAGACUGGCAGGGAUGUGGCCAUCAAGGUGAUUGAUAAGAUGAGGUUCCCCACCAAGCAAGAGAGCCAGUUGAGGAAUGAGGUGGCCAUUUUACAGAACCUACACCAUCCAGGCAUCGUCAAUCUGGAGUGUAUGUUUGAGACCCCAGAGAGGGUGUUUGUCGUCAUGGAGAAGCUCCAUGGCGAUAUGCUGGAGAUGAUCUUGUCCAGCGAGAAAAGCAAACUUCCAGAACGCACCACUAAGUUUCUGGUCACACAGAUUCUGGUGGCUCUGAGACAUCUACAUUUCAAGAACAUUGUCCACUGUGACCUAAAGCCUGAGAAUGUGCUGCUGGCCUCUGCUGAACCCUUCCCUCAGGUAAAACUCUGUGACUUUGGCUUCGCCCGCAUCAUUGGUGAGAAGUCAUUUCGGCGGUCGGUGGUCGGAACGCCGGCCUACCUGGCGCCUGAGGUGCUCCGAAGCAAAGGCUACAACCGCUCGCUGGACAUGUGGUCAGUGGGCGUCAUCGUGUACGUCAGCCUGAGCGGCACCUUCCCCUUCAACGAGGACGAGGACAUCAAUGACCAGAUCCAGAACGCUGCCUUCAUGUACCCUCCUGCGCCCUGGAAGGAGAUCUCAGCUGAAGCGACAGAUCUCAUCAACAACCUGCUCCAAGUGAAGAUGAGGAAGCGGUACAGCGUGGACAAAUCUCUCAGCCAUCCCUGGCUUCAGGACUACCAGACCUGGCUGGACCUUAGAGAGUUUGAGACGCGACGUGGUGAGCGCUACAUCACCCACGAGAGCGACGACACACGCUGGGAGGAGUAUGCCGACGAGCACUACCUGACCUACCCUAAGCACUUCAUCAUGGCCCCCAACCUGGACGACAUGGAGGAGGACCCCUAGUGGGCUGGAGGAUGCCGUGCACCGCGUGUGUGCUAAUAAGAGGGACAUUUCUCCAGGACUUUCUGCUGGUUGAUUUUAUAGACAUGGGGAGAUAGAAUAGCUUGCCUCCAAAACAGGUUACCGUGGGAACAGUCAGACACCAGAUACCCGUUGCUGAGCCCUACUGGGAGAUAUGGACACGGAGCCAGAACCCAGCAGUGAGGUGUACUGCCCGAGGGGGCAGACAGGGGGCACUGUCCGUGCACACAAAGGAACACAGCGGCACACCAUGGGAGACAUGGACAUUUGAGAUGACGUCAUUCUUGUUUUAGUUGUUCAAACCUUUCAGUGGAUUUCUUGAAGGUCACGUUUGUCGCUCAUUAGGGGGCAAUACAACAGCUCUCAAAUCCCAAAACAUAGCUGUUGUAGUAAUCAUCUGUAUGUCUGUGAGGGCUUGAAAUAGUGAGCUGGACCCAGGAGAGUAAAGGGCACUUAUUACAAGGGAUUUUAAAUCCAUAGAGAGAAGAAUGCGUGGGUUAUUUACAACUAAUUACUAUUAAUUAACUCUUGUUUCCCUCCCAAUACUGUUUUCCUCUUUUGAUGGCAUGAAACUGGAACUAUCAUUUGUAUGUCAGUGUUAAACAUGUAUUUUACUAAUUGGGUAGAUUUUUUGCACUAUACUAUCAUUGAGCCUAACAAUUUUAAGACAUACUGACAGUUUGUUGUAGCUGCUACAGUACUUCACAUAGGAGAAUUACUGUAAAAGGAUAUAAAGGUAUUCAAAAGAUGGCAAUGUGUCUGAAAUUGUACCAUAGCAAAACAAACUAUUUAAGAUUGCUUCUCAAUCCACUUGAAUUUACAAUGUUAUACUUCAUUCAUUCCAAACAGAAAAGCUUGACAUUGCUCAAGCAUGCACAGUGCCUACGGUAUAUCUUAAAAGUCUCACUGUGGCGUUCCAGUGUGUUUAUUGGGUGAAAGGAUCUGAGGGGACUGAGUGAGAAGUUGAUAACAGUGGAAACCCUUCAUGGUUCACAAACUAAUACGAGUUUAGGUUUAAAGUCAAAUACUUUAUAAAACCUAAGCAACUUUUUCAGAAUGCAUUGGCUGAGAGAUAUAGAUUACAAAGAAGUUUAAAUGUACUGAUACUGAUCUUUUUACAAUUUUACAUGUUUUUAUUCUCUUUGUACGCUGGUCUUGAGUGUGUCCACUUCACUGACUCCAGGUCUGGAAUCAAAUGUUGUGUGGUGUUUUGUUGAUAAUGUUGUUAGUCUCCUCUGAGAUUACCAAAGUAGCUGUAAAACAGAACAGUACAGUUGUCUUUUCUUUCUUCUCGUGGCCACCCACUACAUUUCAAUCCAUGGCCCAUAUCAAGCAGUGAAGAGAAACACAGUGCAGUAGUGAGGAACAGUAGGCUCUUCCCAGGGCAGAUACUGUGUAGUUCUAGGUUGGAGCUUUAGCAUAAGUGUAGUACUUUGAAAGGAAGGAGAGGGUACUCUCACCAUUAUCCCUUUACUGUUUGUGUUGCCGCUGGAUUGGCAGGUGUGUUUUGUAUAUUUUAGUACAUACAAAUUGAAUAAA